AAAAUAAAUCAUAAAUAAAAUAGCAGGUAUAACAAGUUCCAGAGGUAGGCCGCCCUUCCAAAAAUGGAGAAUGCUCUCAGCUGCACCUCUUGUUCUCUGCUACCUGUCACUCCCGCCUCCCCUCUCUCUCUUACCCCCUCGUCUAAACUCACAUUUUUGAGAUUAAAUCGCGCAAGCGCCGCGGAAGAGCAGCAGCGCCGGAGUAAAUCUUUAGUGAUUAGGAAUGGUUUCGGCUCGGAUGAGAAUGGACAGCUUAACGGGUUCCCGAAUAUACCCAACAAGAUUUUCAUGGAGGAGGUCAUUGGAGCAGAGUAUGGCGAAGGUUUUGAGACAUUUAGACCCGAAGGUCCCCUUAAAGUCGAUGUUGAUUUUUUAAAUGACAGAAUGCAAGAAGGUUUCCUCCAACGAAUUCGCUAUGCCAUGAAGCCUGAUGAAGCCUAUGGCCUCAUAUUCUCUUGGGAUGUUGUGGCAGAUACUCAAGCCUUAAAAUUGCGUGCUUGGGAACAACUUGCAUCUGAAGAAGGAAAGGAGAUUCCUAACGAUGACAAUGUACAAAGAUUUUUGCUGUAUGCUGGUGCUGAUCAUGUUCUGCGCAAGGUAUUGCUUUGGGAAAAGGAUGAAGAUGAUGUAGAUAGACUGAAGUCCAGGCUCUCACAGUUAUAUUAUGACAACCUUAUCAAAUUUUCAGAACCUGUGGAAGGUCUAAAGGAAUGGUUAGAUGCUCUGUCUACAUCUCGCAUCCCUUGUGCAGUUGUUUCAAGUCUUGACCGCAAGAACAUGGUUGACACUUUACAAAGGAUGGGUCUGAAAAAUUAUUUCCAGGCCGUUGUGUCGGAGGAAGAUGGUAUGGAGUCCCUAGCUCAUAGAUUCCUUUCAGCGUCUGUUAAGUUGGACAGAAAACCUUCCAAGUGUGUUGUGUUUGAGGAUGACCCCAGAGGAAUAACGGCUGCUCAUAAUUGCACGAUGAUGGCUAUAGCUUUAAUUGGUACCCAUCCAGCGUAUGAUUUGGGGCAAGCUGACCUAGCCGUUGCUAGCUUCAAUGAGCUGUCUGUGAUCAAUUUGCGGAGAUUGUUUGCCCACAAAGGUUCGACCUUCAUGGACUUGCAGAAACAAGUUGUAGAGAAAUCACCUCCGAAGAGGAAGCUGACCAUCGACACCAUAUACUGACUCGUCUCUUCUCUCGCGACAUCUCUUGUACAUGUGUUGUAAUUAAGGGCUCAUCAUUGCAUAUCCUUCUCCUUCCUCUAACUCAUACGUUUCUUUCCUUGAUUUCUCAUUUUUAUUACAUUUCUUUUCUUUUAUGAAUGCAAUGGGAAAAAAUAAUUUGCAGUC
This is a messenger RNA of Salvia miltiorrhiza (redroot sage), 1332 nucleotides long. RefSeq names its product 5-amino-6-(5-phospho-D-ribitylamino)uracil phosphatase, chloroplastic-like. Bases 64 to 1167 code for a protein of 367 amino acids. NCBI's taxonomy places the organism in Eukaryota, Viridiplantae, Streptophyta, Magnoliopsida, Lamiales, Lamiaceae. The transcript has 11 exons. The record is from RefSeq and is a predicted model, not a curated record.